Molecule: messenger RNA, 1800 nt
Organism: Aspergillus niger
Lineage: Eukaryota; Fungi; Ascomycota; Eurotiomycetes; Eurotiales; Aspergillaceae
Exons: 4
Coding region: 1-1800 (599 amino acids)
Biological process (GO): transmembrane transport
Molecular function (GO): transmembrane transporter activity
Source: RefSeq, a predicted model, not a curated record
AUGGCCGUACUCGAAAAGUUUCGCGAGGCCUUUGGCCGUAACCCUUCUAUUACCGAGGACUCCGGCAACAAUGUUGCCAUGAACACUGUCGAGGAAACUAAGCGGGAUCCCAUUGCUGAUGAGGCAGUCCGUGGUCCUGAAGAGUCUGAGGAAUCUGUUUCCGAGGAUGCCUCUUCAACGCACCUCCAGACUGGUGUUCACGACGUCGAGGCCAUCACCAAGUCCUGGACCAAAUGGUCACUGAUCGCCGUUUUUGCCAACAUCUGGCUCCUAUACUUUGUAAAUGCUUUUCAGUCCUCUAUUCUUUACAAUCUGCUCCCCUAUGUCACCAGUUCUUGGGAGUCCCACUCCCUCCUGAACGUCAUCUAUGUGGUUGCCGACUGCAUGUCGGCCGCCGUGUAUAUCCCUCUGGCCAAAAUCAUGGACGUGACUGGCCGUGCUGAAGGUUUCCUGACCAUGGCUGUCUUUGCUACACUGGGACUGAUUUUGAUGGCCACCUGCCACAACCUUCCCACCUUCUGUGCUGCCUAUGUAUUCUACACCAUUGGCUUCGGAGGCAUGACCUACUGCGUGGAUGUCAUCACUGCUGAUGCCUCCAAGCUGAAGAACCGGGGUCUAGCCUACGCAUUUACCUCCUCGCCUUACAUCAUUACGGCCUUUGCUGGUCCUAAGGCUUCGGAUGACUUCCACCUUAGCUGGCGCUGGGGCUUUGGCAUGUUCGCCAUCAUUUUUCCCGUCGUCGCUGCCCCUUUGUACUUCAUCCUGAAGCAUAACCUGAAGCGCGCGCAGCAGCAGGGGUUGGUCGUCCCCAACCGCGACACCCGCACCUGGUACCAGCUAGUCUGGUUUUACUUCAUCGAGUUUGAUAUUGUCGGUGUUCUCCUUUUCUCCAUCGGUCUCUGUGUCUUCUUCCUUCCCUUCGAUAUCUCCUCUUACGCCCCCGACGGCUGGGCCUCGGGCUACAUUAUCGCAAUGAUCGUCGUCGGUGUCGUGAUGCUAGUUAUCUUCUGCCUGUAUGAAUGGUUCAUCGCGCCCGUGCCGCUUUUCAAGUUCGGCUUCCUCUUCAACCGUACCGUUAUCGGCGCCUGUCUCCUCGACGCCACCUACCAGCUCUCAUACUACUGCUGGGACAACUACUUCACCUCUUUCCUGCAAGUUGUCAACGACUUGACCGUUGCCGAAGCAGGGUACGUCAGUGACACCUUCGAUGUCGUCUCCGGUGUGCUGCUCCUUUUCGUCGGUUGGUUGAUCAGCAAGACCGGCCGCUUCAAGUGGCUCCUCUACAUCUCGGUGCCUUUGUACAUCUUCGCUCAGGGUCUGAUGAUCUACUUCCGUCGCCCUAACCAAUCCGUCGGCUACCUCGUCAUGUGCCAGAUCUUCAUUUCCAUCGGUGGUAGUAUCUUCAUCAUUAUCGAGCAGCUCGCUAUUUUGGCCGCCGUCGACCACCAGCACGUCGCUGCUGCCCUGGCCCUCCUCAACGUUGUUGGUACAAUCGGUGACGCUAUCGGUGCCACCAUCUCCGGCGCUAUCUGGGAUAACACCUUCGAGAAGGCGCUCAUUCGCUAUCUGCCUGAAUCAGCCAUGUCCAACCUCGAGAACAUCUACGAGGACCUUGAUACUCAGCUGAGUUACCCGACUGGUAGUGUUACCCGCAUUGCCAUCCAGCAUGCCUAUGGAUAUGCGCAGACGCGCAUGUUGGCUGUUGGAACGGGACUCAUGGCUCUCUCGUUCAUCUGGAUCGUUAUGAUCAAGAACAUUAAUGUUGCCAAGGUCAAGCAGGUCUCGGGUAUGGUUUUCUAG